AAAGGCUGUUCGUUGGGCAUUUCCUUGUCUUCAUCUCUCUCUCCUCUCUUCUUUUUCUCUAUAUAAUUCUCAUCUCUCACAUUUUUCUUUUAUUGCAUUCUCCAACUAAACCUCGAAUUCCAUUUACCUUCCCUCUGUUUUCUUCUUCUUCUUACUAUCUUCAAUAGCAAUGGAUAACACCGACCGUCGUCGCCGUCGUAAGCAACAGAAAGUCAGUCUCCAUGACUCUGAAGAAGUGAGCAGUAUCGAAUGGGAGUUUAUCAACAUGACAGAACAAGAAGAAGAUCUCAUCUGUCGAAUGUAUAGACUUGUAGGUGACAGGUGGGAUUUAAUAGCAGGAAGAGUGCCAGGAAGACAACCAGAAGAAAUAGAGAGAUAUUGGAUAAUGAGAAAUAGUGAUGGCUUUGCGGAGAAACGACGCCAACUUCAUCACUCCUCUCACAAAAAUACCAAACCUUACCGUCCACGUUUUUCAGUUUAUCCUUCUUAGUAUUUAAUGUCAUUAUAUUUUAUUCUGUUUUCUGCCCCCAGCCACAAAAAAAAAGAAAGAUGAGUUGUAGUAUUAUUAAGGGUAACGUUUAAAAAUAUUAGCGUAACGAAAUUAUUAUGUUUGUAUGUCUUUUUGUUGUGCUUUAUGUUUUAAUUAUAUAGGUUUCAAUUCGUAUUUAGAAAAGGUUUCAUUUAGCAAUCAACUAUUGAUCAGUGUGCU
Molecule: messenger RNA, 709 nt
Organism: Brassica oleracea var. oleracea
Lineage: Eukaryota; Viridiplantae; Streptophyta; Magnoliopsida; Brassicales; Brassicaceae
Product: transcription factor TRY
Exons: 4
Coding region: 170-490 (106 amino acids)
Biological process (GO): cell differentiation
Cellular component (GO): nucleus
Molecular function (GO): transcription cis-regulatory region binding
Source: RefSeq, a predicted model, not a curated record